UUGCCGAAAAGCCUCGGCCUGGGCUGCGUGCUGGAGAGCGGGAACGUGGCCGACUCACCAGAGGCGGCAGCAACCGGCCAACUUUGCUUUCCAGUCUCCUUCUCCGACAUCACUGAGGUGGUUUCCCACCGACUUCCUUUAGAUACAGCACCCGGAGGCACCGGGGUGAAGGGUCACGAAAAUGGCGCUGGCCGCUCGUCUGUUACCCCAAUUGCUGAUCUCUCGGUCGCUGCCCUGCGGGGCCGCCGGACUCGGGACUCCCCGUGCGGCCGAGGUGAGGCUGCCGUCGGCCGGACCUUGCUACCUUUGCCGCUGUCGCCUCGGCUCGGGAGCGGCCUCAUUUCCCCGAAGCGCUUGGGCCUCGGCGGCCUCGGUGCUACCUGCCCAGGGCUUCUGGCGGCCAGUGCUCAGCCGCCCGCGACUCCCCAUAGCCUUCGCUUCUUUCCCUGCCUGCUCUCGGCGCAGCUACAGCACGGAGAAGUCCCAGCAGCACCAGAAAACCAAGAUGAUCGUCCUGGGAUUCGCCAACCCCAUUAGCUGGGUUAGGACUCGAAUUUACGCCUUCCUUAUCUGGGCCUAUUUCGACAAAGAGUUCAGCAUCGCAGAGUUCUCUGAGGGAGCGAAGCAGGCUUUUGCUCAUGUAUCCAAGUUGCUGUCACAGUGUAAAUUUGAUCUGUUGGAAGAACUUGUGGCCAAAGAGGUGCUACAUGUAUUGAAAGAAAAGGUUACUUCACUACCUGACAACCAUAAAAAUGCCCUUGCUGCCAACAUAGAUGAAAUUGUAUAUACAUCAACAGGAGACAUCUCCAUUUACUAUGAUGAGAAAGGGGUCCUGAAACCAAUCCUCCAUGAAUUUCGAGGGAUCACUCUAUUUGCAUAUGUAUUGUGUGCCAGCCACACAGGAAAUGUAACCUCUGCUUAUACACUUCCCAAGGUAGAAGAAGAAGACUCUUGGUGAUGGUAAAAUUUUUCAUGCACACAUUAUUUUGAAACAUUUGUAAAGAUCUUAUGGUGAUAAAUACUUUCUUCUUCCCUAAUAUUUCAGAUUGCAUCUCAGCACCAUGGUCACUAACUAAUUUUUGCAUCAGGAGGUUGUCAGAAUCACCAGGCACAGCAAGGUGAAUUAGGGUAGAAUAGGAAGCCUUUACUCUUUCUCACAGUUGAGGUUAAAGUAGUUACUGAACAGCAAAAAAUAUGAUUUUUUUCCUCCUCAUUUUUCUUUUGACAACAGACAUCUUUCAUGAGAUUAUUAUAAUCUUAGAAAAUGCCUGGUCGGAUGCAGUGGCUCACACUUGUAAUCCCAGUACUUUGGGAGGCCGAGGCAGGUGGAUCGCUUGAGUUCAAGAGUUCAAGACCAGCCUGGGCAAUGUGGCAAGACCCAGUUUCCACUGAAAAUACAAAAAAAUAGCCUGGUGUGAUGGUGCAUGCCUGUGGUCCCAGCUAUUCAGGAGACUGAGGUGGGAGGAUUGCUUGAGCCUGGAAAGCAGAGGUUGCAGUGAGCUGAUACUAUGCCACUGCACUCCAGCCUGGGUGAUAGAGUGAGACCCUGUGUAGAAAAAAAGAAAAAUAAAAUGCCACUAAUUGAAAAUAAUCCAUGUAGUAUACUUAGUAUAAAGUAUGUGCUCAGUUAAGUAGUAGCUUUAUUACUCAGAUGUGAGAAGAGGGCAAGUAUGUCAUAAAUCCUAAGACAAUUUUCUAAAAACAAAUUAGUAUCAAUACAAGUAUUUUAAGUCACACCAGAAUAAACACAAAAUUUAACCUGUAACAACUGUAUAACUACUGCCAAUUUCUGAUUUCAUUUUGUAUAUAUGGAUGAUAGAUUGUUUUGAUUUGUAUUUGUAUGUGUGUGUGUAUGUGUUUUUU
This is a messenger RNA of Callithrix jacchus (white-tufted-ear marmoset), 1863 nucleotides long. It is a transcript of the gene MAIP1, whose product is annotated as matrix AAA peptidase interacting protein 1. Lineage: Eukaryota; Metazoa; Chordata; Mammalia; Primates; Cebidae. Gene Ontology annotation, molecular function: ribosome binding. The record is from RefSeq and is a predicted model, not a curated record. Gene Ontology annotation, biological process: protein insertion into mitochondrial inner membrane from matrix. Gene Ontology annotation, cellular component: mitochondrial inner membrane.